Molecule: messenger RNA, 3056 nt
Organism: Rubroshorea leprosula
Lineage: Eukaryota; Viridiplantae; Streptophyta; Magnoliopsida; Malvales; Dipterocarpaceae
Source: the annotation of a GenBank genome assembly
UAGAAUCAGAAGGAGUUGCUUACUUUUUACUCCCAUCGCCAAAGGAAUUACGAAUCCACACACCUGGAGAGCGGCAUCGAGUUCGGUGAUGCCAUGUAGGCGAGCGAAAGCGUCAUCGCCGGCAAUGUUGGCGUCUUGGCCGCCCGGAGACGGGGACAGCGAGAGUCAAAAGACUCAAAACAUCGGGAAAACUCCACGAUUCUCCCUCCCUCAGACAGCAGGGCGGCUGUCGGCUGUGGGAUUGGGACUUGGACGCGUUCGGCGGCGCGACUUCUUUCCUCCAAUCCCAACCCAUCUUUUGCUUCCCCCACACGCACAUAGAUUGACUAUCAUCACCACUGAUCGGAUUGUAUCUAAGAAUCAAUCGAAGAUGGGAGAGAAUUGGAUUCCAUGCUCGUUUUCUUCAUUGAUUCUCAGUCUUUUCAUGCUGUUCUCAUGUUUAUUUUGUUGCUGUCAUUCACUUGACCAACUGGGUCCUUAUGAUACCACCACAGUAUCCAGCUUUAGAUACCCAAAAACCCAGAUUAAGCCUGAUGAUUUGCGUUAUAUCCGAGUUGAUUUACCGCCAUGGUUUUCUACAAUGUCUGUAGCACUGGAGUCAGAUGUUGAUCUUGAUGUUGAAAAUGUAGAAAAGGUUCCAAAAAGCAGUUUGCCAAUGUUUUGUUUGAGAGAAGGCAGCCCCCCAUUGCCAGAUGACUCAAACAUUUCUUUCAGAGGUUUAGCAUUAGAUGCACUUCAAAAUGGAUCUUUUGAAGGAAUAACAGAUCUCCAAAAUACAGAACAGUGCUAUCCAAUGUCCAAAAAUAUAAGUAUAAUGUUGACAAGUGAUCAGAUAUCUUCAGGGGUCUGGUAUUUUGGUCUUUUUAAUGGCAUUGGGGCUACUAGGACACAGUCAAAGAUGAUUGUUAGAGGUCCAGCUUAUUCUUUCACAGCCAAUAUUAGUGUGGAAGGAUGCGUGACCUUAACAAUGUAUGGUCAGUACUGCAACCAGAUUCUUGAACUGCUUUCAUGUGGUCAAUCUGGCAGCUAUAAUGAUGUGGAAAAUCUUCCAGUUGGUAACCAAAGUGUGGUUUCUUGCAGAAGCAACUUUGAGACUCCAUGUCUUGGAGAUGGUGAAAUGAAAGUAUACUCCUUAGAAAUGUUAGGAAUAGCAGAACAAUUAAUCAUCAUGGCAGAAAAUGUAACAUCCUCUAAUAAGACUGGAAAUUUCAGUGGAAUUGAUUUAAUGUGUUUUGUACGCCAUGGUGCAGUGCCUUCAGCAUCUCUGCAUGAUUAUUCUGGUAACUUAAAUAAAGCUCCUUUAGUUAUUGGCUCCCCAAAGGUUGGUCACUGGUAUAUUUCUAUUCUGGCCGUAGAUCUUUCAAAGGAACUUAGGGGAAUUCAAACUAACAAUACCAAGGUUUGCUAUUCAAUGGAACUGCAAUGGCUUCAGUGUCCCCUGGGGAAGGCUGGCCUGGAUUGUACUUCAGACAGAUACAUGCUUCAGACGGUUCUCCAGGGAGACUCUAUUCCUUUUGAAUCCUAUUAUUUACCUGAUAGUCAGCGAUUGACCUCAGAUGGAGCCAAUUUUCUUCUUGAACCCCUUUUAAGCAACUCCUCAUAUGGUGGACAAGUUGAUGGUAACUGGACAUACUUUCAUUUGAACAUUCCCUCUGGUGCAGCUGGAGCACAUCUCCACAUCCAGUUGACUUCACAUAAAAAGAUAAAUUAUGAAGUAUAUGCUAGAUUUGGUGGAUUACCAUCACUUGUUAAUUGGGACUACUAUUAUGCGAACAGCACAAGCAACAGUCAUGGUUCAAUGUUUUUUUCAUUGUAUGAUUCAAGUGAAGAAAAUGUUGAUUUUUACAUCUUGUAUGUCAAAGAAGGCAUUUGGAAUUUUGGAUUAAGACAUCCAUUCCCUGGUAGUAGUAAUUCUAAUGGUCAGACUACCUUGUCUAUUUCACUUGAAAGAUGCCCAAAAAGAUGCUCCUCUCAUGGUGACUGCAGACACGCUUUCGAUGCAAGUGGAUUAACCUUAUUCAGCUUUUGCUCUUGUGAUUUAAACCAUGGAGGUUUUGACUGUAGUGUUGAAAUUGUUUCACAUCAAGGGCACAUAUGGCAAUCUAUUGCUCUGAUUGCCUCAAAUGCUGCAGCAUUACUUCCUGCCUACUGGGCUCUUCAGCAGAAGGCUUUUGCAGAAUGGGUGCUGUUCACUUGUAGUGGAAUUUCUAGUGGAUUGUAUCAUGCAUGUGAUGUAGGCACGUGGUGUGCAUUAUCUUUCGGUGUUUUACAGUUUAUGGAUUUCUGGCUUUCUUUCAUGGCUGUGGUGAGCACUUUUGUAUACCUUACUACUAUUGAUGAAGUUUAUAAAAGGACAAUCCACACAGUUGUAACUAUUCUUACUGCCCUCUUGGCCAUAACCAAGGCAACCAGGUCUUCCAAUAUUGUUCUUGUGAUGGCAAUUGGAGCGCUAGGUCUUUUUGUCGGUUGGAUGAUAGAGUUCACCAUCAAGUUUAGGUCGUUUUCAUUUUCAAUGGGAUUUUGUACACAAAUUCCUGAAAGACAGCAAAUGAGAGAAUGGCUACGAAACUUACUGCAAAACUUACUAAAGACCGUGUUGAGGAGAUUCAGAUGGGGUUUUUUACUAGCUGGUUUUAUUGCACUGGCCAUGGCUGCAACUAGCUGGAAGCUGGAAGCCAGUGAAAGCUACUGGAUUUGGCACAGCGUCUGGCAUGUUACCAUUUAUACAUCUUCUUUCUUCUUCCUCUGUUCAAAAGUAACAGACAUAAAUGGUGAGAAUGAGAGACCCCAAAAUGGAAACUACGAGCUAACUCGACAGGAUUCGCUUCCAAGAGGUGAAUAAAGUGUACUUCUUCAGAAUUCAAAGUUGAAUACAGAGGAAACAAUAAAACUUUAGCUGCCAGGGAUGACAAUUCUCAAAUGUACCAAUAAAAUGAGGCAUGUUAAUUACAGAAAGAGAAGCAAUUGUACAAAUUCUUCUUAAUUUCCCCCAUCUUGUCCGGAGUUUUUUUUUUUUCCUUUUGUAAUAUAUGUACAAAUACAUAGGUAGGUCAUAA